Molecule: messenger RNA, 1842 nt
Organism: Penicillium atrosanguineum
Lineage: Eukaryota; Fungi; Ascomycota; Eurotiomycetes; Eurotiales; Aspergillaceae
Exons: 5
Coding region: 1-1842 (613 amino acids)
Biological process (GO): oligopeptide transport; transmembrane transport
Cellular component (GO): membrane
Molecular function (GO): dipeptide transmembrane transporter activity
Source: RefSeq, a predicted model, not a curated record
AUGAACGCCUCCGACCCAAUUGACCUGGCAGAGGAAGCCAAGUCCAGAGCUAUUGCGAACGAUGUCGCCAUCAGUGAGAAGCAUCCCGAGAUUGAGCCUGCUCCAGUCCACAGUGUGUCCUCUCUUCACGAUGAGGAUGAUGAUGCCCUCCACAAGAUCUAUCCCAAUGAGGACGAUUUGCGGAAUCUGCGACGUGUUGCAGGCAAAAUCCCAUGGACUACUUUCACCGUCGCGUUUGUCGAGCUUUGCGAACGAUUCUCGUACUAUGGCACAACGGCCGUCUUCGUGAACUUCAUUCAGCGUCCUCUACCAGCCAAUUCCACCACUGGUGCCCUCAUGCCCGGCUCUGACUUCAACAACGGUGUUCCCGGUGCUUUGGACAUGGGACAGCGUGCCUCAACCGGUCUGACCUUGUUCAACCAGUUCUGGUCCUACAUCAUGCCCUUGAUGGGUGCAUACGUGGCCGACCAGUAUUGGGGUCGUUUCCGCACUAUCUUCGCCUCUAUUGCUGUCGCUCUCGUGGGCCACUCUAUCUUGAUUGUUUCUGCAAUUCCCAACGUUAUCGCUACCCCCGGAGGCUCGAUCGCCUGCUUCUCUGUUGGUUUGGUGAUUAUGGGUGUGGGUACGGGUGGUUUCAAAUCCAACAUCUCUCCUCUGAUUGCAGAGCAAUAUGGGGAUGAUAGGCCCUAUGUUCGAGUUGAGUCCAAUGGCGAGCGCGUCAUUGUCGAUCCGGCCGCCACAGUGUCUCGCAUCUAUCUAUACUUCUACUUGAUGAUCAACGUGGGGUCCUUGACCGGUCAGAUUAGUAUGGUCUACGCCGAACGCUACGUCGGUUUCUGGCUCUCCUUCCUCCUUCCCACCAUCAUGUUCUGCCUCUGCCCGACAGUACUGUUCCUGUGCAAAUCGAAUUAUAAGCUCCACCCUCCCACUGGCUCUGUGUACUCAAAGGCCUUCCGUCUGUGGAAAUUGGCAAUGACGGGUCGCUGGUCGCUCAACCCCCUACGUCUAUUCCAGAGUACCCCCGGCUCGGGAGACUUCUGGCACAAUGUAAAGCCCAGCCAGUUGGGCGCGAACAAGCCGGAGUGGAUGACCUUUGAUGAUGAGUGGGUGGAUGAGGUACGGCGUGGAUUCAAGGCCUGCAAGGUCUUCUUAUGGUAUCCGCUUUACUGGCUGGCUUAUAACCAGAUGUUGAACAACCUGACCUCGCAAGCCGCCACCAUGCACCUAGGCGGCGUGCCAAACGAUAUCAUCAACAAUCUCAAUCCAUUCGCCCUCAUCAUCUUCAUUCCCAUCUUCGACAGACUGGUCUACCCUGGUCUGCGUCGGAUGGGAUACAAUUUCACUCCUCUUAAGCGUAUCACAGCCGGUUUCUUUGUGGCUGGCUGCUCCAUGAUCGUCGCAACCGUCACCCAAUAUUACAUUUAUAAACAGGGACCUUGCGGCAACCAGGCAAAUUACUGUCUGGAAGUCGAAGGAAAGCAAACCAACAUUUCUGUCUGGGUACAGACUCUUACCUACGUACUGGGCGGAAUUUCGGAGAUUUUUGCCUCGGUUACCUCGCUGGAGUACGCCUUCACUAAGGCUCCUCGCAACAUGCGAUCUCUCGUGCAGGCUGUGGCUCUCUUCAUGAACGCCAUCUCCGCAGCCAUCGGCCAGGCAUUGGUUGGCUUGUCCGCUGAUCCUCUGCUAGUUUGGAACUACGGUGUCGUCGCCAUCUUGGCCUUUGUCGGCUGUGCAGGCUUCUGGUUGACCAACUACAAGUUGGAUCGGGAGGAAGAUGCAUUGAACAUGUUGCCUCAGAGUGAAUAUGUGGGACGAAAGGCAGCUGAUGAGGAGAAGUAG